AUGGUCUUUCCCUCUUUUACUUUCAGGUACAAAUUUUUUGGUGCCACCGAGUUUCUAUUACACGGAAAGUAUAUGGGCAUUCCUGCUACCAUCUGGAAUCUGGGCAUCGUCCUGUACAACUUGUUGACCGGAGACUUCCCUAUAAAAAUAGACAAUGAUUUGUACUUUGGGCUCCUAAAUCUUCAGCCUGACGUGUCUCCAGAGUGUUUCGAGCUGAUAAUGUGGUGCCUGGAAUUGAACCCAGAAUUGCGUCCCAGUUUCGAGGACAUCUUUGGGCAUGAGUGGUUUGAAGGUGGAGUUCAGGACAAUGUCCAGAUCCUUCUGAAACCAACAGUUUGAUUUGCACACAUAAAGACCCAAACACACCAGAAGAGAAGUAAAACAUAAAAAUACAGGAAAGCAAAUAACAUGACAGGAAUAAAAAUGAUCAUUAUUACUAAACUAAUAAUUUCAAAUAAAGGA
Messenger RNA from Silurus meridionalis, 462 nucleotides. Its product is annotated as serine/threonine-protein kinase pim-3-like. The coding region runs from base 1 to 339 and encodes 112 amino acids. The record is from RefSeq and is a predicted model, not a curated record. Gene Ontology annotation, cellular component: cytoplasm. The transcript has 3 exons. Gene Ontology annotation, biological process: protein autophosphorylation; negative regulation of apoptotic process; regulation of mitotic cell cycle. NCBI's taxonomy places the organism in Eukaryota, Metazoa, Chordata, Actinopteri, Siluriformes, Siluridae. Gene Ontology annotation, molecular function: protein serine/threonine kinase activity; ATP binding.